AUGCUUAACCGCAAAAUCAAAGUCACAAUGGUAGCUGAACUCCCGUAUAUCAUCUGCGAGAAAAUCACGGAAGCCCGCAGAGACCUCUCCGUGCUCGAACAAUGGGUGGAUGAUCUGGAGGCUGACCGACUGCAUACGACCCAAUACCAACAGGCCUCCGAUCUGGCUACAACAUG
Messenger RNA from Pelobates cultripes (western spadefoot toad), 176 nucleotides. NCBI's taxonomy places the organism in Eukaryota, Metazoa, Chordata, Amphibia, Anura, Pelobatidae. The record is from the annotation of a GenBank genome assembly.